ACAACUGCUGCUCCAACGACCACUACAACUCCAGAACCUAUUACGACAACCACUGCAGCUUCUGCUACAACAACUACAACUUCAGCUCCUACGACAACCACAACAACAGCACCUACAACAACUGUAGCUGCCACGACAACUGCAGCUCCUACAACAGCUAUAGCAUCUACGACAACCACUGCAGCCCUAACAACAACAACUGCUGCUCCUACGACCACUACAGCUCCAGAACCUAUUACGACAACCACUGCAGCUUCUGCUACAACAACUACAACUUCAGCUCCUACGACAACCACAACAACAGCACCUACAACAACUGUAGCUCCCAUGACAACUGCAGCUCCUACAACAGCUUUAGCAUCUACGACAACCACUGCAGCCCAAACAACAACAACUGCUGCUCCUACGACCACUACAGCUCCAGAACCUAUUACGACAACCACUGCAGCUCCUGCUACAACAACUACAAUUUCAGCAUCUACGACAACCACUGCAGCCCAAACAACAACAACUGCUGCUCCUACUACCACUACAACUCCAGAACCUAUUACGACAACCACUGCAGCUUCUGCUACAACAACUACAACUUCAGCUCCUACGACAACAACCACUGCAGCUCCUGCUACUACAACUACAACUUCAGCUCCUACGACAACCACAACAACAGCACCUCCAACAACUGUAGCUCCCAUGACAACUGCAGCUCUUACAACAACUUCAGCUCCUACGACAACCACAACAACAGCACCUCCAACAACUGCUGCUCCUACGACCACGGUAACUCCACAACCUACUACGACAACCAGUGAAGCUCCUACUACAACAAAUGCUGUUCCAACGACCACAGUGACUGCAGCACCUUCUACAACAACUACAACUUCAGCUCCUACGACAACCACAACAACAACUGUAGCUCCCACGACGACUGCAGCUCCUACAACAGCUUUAGCAUCUACGACAACCUCUGCAGCUUCUGCUACCACAACUACAACUUCAGCUCCUACGACAACCACAACAACAACUGUAGCUCCCACGAUGACUGCAGCUCCUACAACAGCUUUAGCAUCUACGACAACCUCUGCAGCUUCUGCUACAACAACUACAACUUCAGCUCCUACGACAACCACAACAACAGCACCUACAACAACUGCUGCUCCUACGACCACUGUAACUCCACAACCUACUACG
Molecule: messenger RNA, 1188 nt
Organism: Oncorhynchus gorbuscha (pink salmon)
Lineage: Eukaryota; Metazoa; Chordata; Actinopteri; Salmoniformes; Salmonidae
Product: mucin-5AC-like
Exons: 3
Source: RefSeq, a predicted model, not a curated record